Messenger RNA from Plectropomus leopardus (leopard coralgrouper), 700 nucleotides. Lineage: Eukaryota; Metazoa; Chordata; Actinopteri; Perciformes; Serranidae. The record is from RefSeq and is a predicted model, not a curated record.
AUAAUUCCACCAGGAGGAAACACGUCAUUCGAUGUCGUGUUUCUCGCUCGAGUAGUUGGGAAUGUAGAAAACACUUUAUUUAUUAAUACAUCACAUCAUGGAGUGUUUACAUACCAGGUUUUUGGGGUCGGUAUACCGAACCCUUACAGACUUCGGCCCUUCAUCGGGGCUCGAGUCCCAGUAAACAGCAGCUUCUCACCUCUAAUAAACAUCCACAACCCGUACAGCGAACCGCUGCAGGUUGUUGAGAUGUACUCCAGUGGUGGGGAUCUUCAUCUCGAGCUUCCCACAGGUCAACAAGGAGGCACUGGAAAAUUAUGGGAGAUUCCUCCUUUUGAGACAAAGGGGGUGAUGAGAGCCAGCUUCUCGUCGAGAGAUGUCGACAACCACACGGCUUUCAUCAGAAUCAAAACCAACGCCCCCAACGAGGACCAGUUCAUCAUCCUCCCAGUAGAGGUGGAAGUCACAUCAGCCCCUGGUAUAUACUCCUCCACAGAGAUGCUUGACUUUGGUACGCUGCGGUCACAAGAUCGUCCAAAACUGCUCAACCUACACCUUUUAAAUUCAGGAACAAAAGAUGUUCCAAUUACUAGUGUACGUACAACUCCAUCAAAUGAAGCAGUCACAGUAGAUUUCAAAGCGGUCACUCUGAAAGCUGGAGAGAGCAGAUAUACCAAAGUUGCAAGUAUUAGUUUUGACG